AUUUCUUUCGAACUAAAUAUCUAAACAGUUAAACCCAUCAACUCUCUGUUAAUGGUAGAAGAAGUAUUUUCUACUCUUGCAAAAUCCUUAACAACAAUAGCUAAACGAAAUGCUCGUCAGAUUCAGAGGCAAAUCAGUAGCUGUAUCUCAAUAUUUUUACUCGUCAAGUGCAACCCCAGCUCCUGCCGCGACACAUUUCUUGGUGAAAUACCUGGUUAAUUCUCUAGGAUUCUCCAAAGAAGAAGCAACCUCUACAUCUUCCAAGGUAACUUCAUGGAAAUCCUUAAAAAAUCCCGAUUUAGUCCUCAAUUUCUUGAAACAAACCGGUUUGGACGAUACCCAGAUGAAAAAAUUAGUUUCUAGAGCACCCAAAUUGCUAUUCUAUGAUUUUCCCAAAACCCUAAAACCCAAAUUCCAGUGCCUUAUGGAUCUCGGGUUAUCCGGGUCGGACCUGGUGAAUGUAAUCACUAAAGAUACAACAAUUGUUGAAAGAGGUUUAGUUACUCAUUUGAGACCUACUAUUGACUGUCUUAGGAGAACUUUGGGCACUGAUGAAAAUGUAGUUAAGGCUAUAAAGAGAACUCCAUGGUUGCUUUCUUUUGGUGCUUAUCAUAUUAUGGAGUCUAAUGUAUUGUUGUUGAGAAACUGUGGUGUUUCUGAUGUGAAAAUAAAAACACUUGUGCUUAGGAAUCCUAGGUGCAUUACACAAAAGACUGAGUGGGUUAAGGAUUUAUUGCAUAGGGUGGAGAAGGAUUUUCAGGUUCCUCUUAACUCCCCUAUUUUUCCUUAUGGAUUUCAUACGUUAGCCUCGCAAAAGAAGUCUAGGUUGGAAAAGAAGAUUGAAAUUUUCAAGAGUUUUGGAUGGUCUGAUGAUGAUAUACUCGUCAUGUUCAGGAAAUUACCUUAUUGUGUAGCACUCUCAGAGGUUAAGAUUAAGAAAGCAUUGAAUAUUUACAUGAAGGAGCUCGGGUUUGAACCUGCUUAUUUGGCUUCUCAUCCUUCAAUUUUGGUCUAUAGUUUGGAAAAAAGGGUGGUACCUCGGGUGCAAGUCUUGAAAAUUUUGGAUGAAAAGAAGGUUGAGAGGAGAAAGUUGGAUCUCUAUUAUGUUCUGAGCUUAACAGAGUUGAAGUUCAUAGAGUAUUUUGUGCUGCCCUACAAGGAUCAGAUACCUGAAUUGUAUGAAUCACACAACAAAACUGUGGCUUCUUCUUACCAGGGACGAGAGGCUAUGGGAAGAGAUAAGAGACCUCGUCGUUCUGGUAGUUCUAGUGGUACUUCAUCUGGAGGUAGGGGUCAGUUUGGUAGAGUCCAUCAUAGUAGACCAUCUAAUUCUUCACAACAUGUGGGCCGUUGGGCAGUGUCUCGAUCAUCUUUCAGUACCCCAGUUCCAUCACCUUUUAGUGAUUACCUAAUAAAUGGUUAUCAAGAAAUAAUUACCAUGGUUCAGAAUGUAGCUUGUUGUUUAACUCUCUCAGAGGCUACAAUCAAGAGGGAGUUGGAUUUUCUUAUGAAGAAUUUGGGAUUAAAACAAGAGAUCUUGGCUUCUGCUGCCCUUUUUAUCAAAUAUCCUGAAGAAAAGAGUCCUCUAUUAUUAUCAAGUUCUCCGGCUAAGUGAAUCAAAGUUUCUAGAGCAAUCGGUGCUGCCUUAACGUGGCUGAGAUUCCCAAUUUGUAUCUUACGCAAGAAAAUAGUACUUUUGAGGAAUAUCUUUU
Nicotiana attenuata is the source of this 1712-nucleotide messenger RNA. Its product is annotated as transcription termination factor MTERF5, chloroplastic-like. The record is from RefSeq and is a predicted model, not a curated record. The transcript has 3 exons. Lineage: Eukaryota; Viridiplantae; Streptophyta; Magnoliopsida; Solanales; Solanaceae. Gene Ontology annotation, molecular function: double-stranded DNA binding. Gene Ontology annotation, cellular component: chloroplast. Gene Ontology annotation, biological process: regulation of DNA-templated transcription; chloroplast organization. The coding region runs from base 110 to 1615 and encodes 501 amino acids.